GUGACAAUGCGGAAGUACAUCCACAACAGCAUGAGCGGGAUCUGAACACUUUUUGCAACGAUGAUCCGCACUUUACUAGUGUUUUUGGCGCUUAUUUGUGCGCACUCUGGGCUCUGUCUGGAGGCUUCGUGCGGGGCAGAGGCACAAAGUCAAACUCGGGAGGAAGCAUCGAGCUGCGGCUGUGGAAACCUGAAAAGAGCCGCUCAUCUGGAGCCUGGUCUGGAGGAGAGUGAGGAGCCAGAGGACAAAUAUUCUGCAAAUGUGAACGAAAAUCUGACAGAAGAGCCCGAAACUGAAAAGAAAAGCAGUGAGAUGGUGCUGGUUCCUGGAGGGGAGUUUCUCAUGGGCACAGACAGCCCGGGGGUCCCUGCAGACGGCGAGGGGCCUCAGAGACUCGUCCACAUCGACCCCUUUUUCAUGGACGUCCAGGAGGUCACCAACCGACAGUUCCAGAGCUUUGUCAAUGCUACGGGAUACGUUACUGAGGCAGAGAAGUUUGGAGAUUCGUUCGUCUUUGAGGGAAUUCUGAGCGAGGCUGUAAAGCAUGAAAUAAGCCAAGCAGUGGCUGCUGCCCCCUGGUGGCUCCCGGUGAAAGGGGCCAAUUGGAGACGUCCUGAAGGGAAAGACUCAAACAUUAUAGACAGGCUGGAUCACCCCGUUCUGCACGUGUCCUGGGAUGAUGCUGUGGCGUACUGCUCCUGGCUCCACAAGAGGCUCCCCACUGAGGCCGAGUGGGAGUUCGCCUGCAGAGGAGGACUCAAGGACAGGCUGUAUCCAUGGGGCAACAAGCUGACCCCAAAAGGACAACACUACGCAAACCUGUGGCAGGGGCAGUUUCCAUCUGAGAACACCGGAGAGGACGGAUUUGUCAAAACAUCUCCAGUGAUGUCUUUUCCUCCUAAUGGUUUCGGGCUGUACGACAUGGUUGGAAACGCCUGGGAGUGGACGUCCGACUGGUGGACCGUCCAUCACACCACAGACCGACAAAGCAACCCUACUGGUCCUGCAUCAGGCUCAGACAAAGUGAAGAAGGGAGGAUCCUACAUGUGUCACAAGUCGUACUGUUACAGAUACAGAUGUGCAGCCAGAAGUCAGAACACUCCAGACAGCUCCUCUUCAAAUCUGGGCUUUCGCUGUGUGUCCCAGGACCAAUUGUGACCUUUAACCUCUGACCCCUGCAGCUGUGAAUACUGUUUACAAAAUACUGUCCAGCAGCAAACCCCGGGACUAAGAUGGAGACUUGUACAUUUAAAAGACAAUAAAAUAUAUAUUUUUUAUUUAUUUUUAAAGGGCUCUAGUUUGGAAAAUGCCUUUGACCCACACACAGAUUAUACGACAGCUAUUUGCGAAAAAAAAAAAAAGAAAAGACAUACUGUAUCCAUUUCUGUCUCCAUGGAGAUGUUAUUGCUUUGUCUGGAAUGUUCCACAGUACAGCACUAAACGUAUCCAUCUUUCAUUUAUUCAUUUACUCGUGUUUGCAAUGCACAAAAAAAAAAACACCUUGAAAAACUGUGAAUGAGUAUCGCCUCUCCGUAGAUUUGACCUGUCACUUGGCCUGUUGGUGUUACCUGCUUGUUAUACGUUUAAUUCCCUACUGUGGAACAUAACAUCUCCAUGGAGACGAGACUUUCUGCCAGAAGAGUGACACAGUGUACCUUUUUUAUACCGCAUUGAUUAAUUUGCUGUAAUUUCAGAUUCAGGUGAAGCCAUAGCGAUUAACAAUUCAAAACACAAGAUUAUACCAUUUGAUUAGUAAAAAAAAAAAUCUAUUCAUGAACGUGGCACAUUUUAAGAAACAUGUUGCGUGAGAACCAUAUGGACACAACAGCGAGGAACAAGCUUUUUAAUCCAAACAGAUGCUUUUUGAUGAGAACCAUAUGUAAACAACCAUCUGACACUGACUCUAUUCUAAGCCCCAUUUCCACCAGCACCACUCUACUCCGCUCUACUCCGCUCUACUCAGCCCCUCGUAUAUUUAAUGAUACUGUUUCCAUGGAAAUGGCUCACAACAAAGCGACGUCCAGUGCUUCAACCAAUCAGGGACCAGCAGUAUUUUUAAAACCUGCCUCUGGUUAAUAAUUCCUCACCUCCAAACUGAGCGGUGCUGCUGGAAAUGGGCCUUUAGAUGGUUGUUUUUGUGAUAAGGUUCGACAGAGAGAAGAGAUCGAGGUCAGGACGCACCGAUACCGAUACUUGACUAUUUUGAUGGAUCAGAUAUCAGUCCCAAGAUAUCGGUCCAGUCGAUAUCCCAUUUUGGUUUAUAAAUCAGUGUAAUAAGACGUUUUACUUAACAAUACUGGCCCAAACACCGUUGUAAUAGUAAAGUGGUAUUUUUUCAAAGCUGUUGUGUAAUUACUUUAUAUGAUAAUCGUAUCCACAUUGGUAUUGGAACAAAACAAAACAGGAUUGGCGCAGUAUUCAAGUCAUUGU
Periophthalmus magnuspinnatus is the source of this 2430-nucleotide messenger RNA. RefSeq names its product sulfatase modifying factor 1 (gene sumf1). The transcript has 9 exons. Gene Ontology annotation, cellular component: endoplasmic reticulum. NCBI's taxonomy places the organism in Eukaryota, Metazoa, Chordata, Actinopteri, Gobiiformes, Gobiidae. Bases 61 to 1158 code for a protein of 365 amino acids. The record is from RefSeq and is a predicted model, not a curated record.